Caretta caretta (loggerhead turtle) is the source of this 6301-nucleotide messenger RNA. NCBI's taxonomy places the organism in Eukaryota, Metazoa, Chordata, Testudines, Cheloniidae. The record is from RefSeq and is a predicted model, not a curated record.
GGAGCGUGUGGCGGAGGAUUAAUGUAGCCUCGUCCUGGGCUCGGCAGCGGCGCUUCCUUCGUCUGGCUCGGUCGCCCACAGCGAGCCCCUUUCCGCGCGCUCCUCUCUGCCGGCGUGCGGGCGGGCGCCGCCGGGGCGCCAUGGAGGAGGAGCGGGCGGGCGAGCAGAUGAGACCGCUACUCACCACGGGUCACGAUGAAGAAGCUGUUGUGGAUAUGGGCAAAACUAGCUCUACUGUCAACACAAACUUUGAGAAAGAAGAACUAGAGAGCCACAGAGCUGUGUACAUUGGUGUACAUGUCCCAUUUGGAAAGGAGGGCCGUCGACGUCAUAGGCAUCGUGGACAUAGGCAUCACAGAAGAAGAAAAGAGAAAGAAACUGAUAGAGAAGAUGGGCGAGAAUCUCCAUCAUAUGACACCCCAUCCCAACGAGUGCAGUUUAUUCUGGGUACUGAGGAUGAUGAUGAAGAACACAUUCCCCAUGAUCUCUUCACUGAAAUGGAUGAACUGUACUUCAAGGAUGGGGAAGAAUAUGAAUGGAAAGAAACUGCCAGGUGGCUAAAAUUUGAGGAGGAUGUUGAAGAUGGUGGUGAUCGAUGGAGCAAACCUUAUGUGGCAACUCUGUCUCUGCACAGUCUCUUUGAACUGAGAAGCUGUAUUCUAAAUGGGACAGUCAUGUUGGACAUGAGAGCAAACACACUAGAUGAGAUAGCAGAUAUGGUGUUGGACAACAUGAUUGCUUCAGGUCAGCUGGAUGAGUCCAUAAGAGAGCAUGUCAGAGAAGCUCUCCUCAAGAGACACCAUCACCAGAACGAGAAGAAAUUCAGCAGUCGGAUUCCCCUGGUUCGGUCCUUUGCAGAUAUAGGCAAGAAACAUUCUGACCCUCACUUGCUUGAACGAAAUGGGCUUCUAGCAUCUCCACAGUCAGCACCUGGAAAUUUGGAUGCUGGAAAAAGUGGAGAUGUUAAAGGUAAUGGAACAGGAGGAAGCAGAGAAAAUAGCACUGUUGAUUUCAGUAAGGAGUCAGCCUCCUGGCACUGUAGUUGUGGCACACUUGGUGUGGGACUCAAGAGGCCAGCUGUUGAUAUGAACUUCAUGAGGAAAAUUCCCACAGGAGCGGAAGCAUCAAACGUGUUGGUGGGAGAAGUAGAUUUUUUGGAAAGACCAAUUAUUGCUUUUGUGAGACUGUCCCCUGCUGUGCUUCUCUCAGGUCUCACAGAGGUUCCUGUUCCUACACGGUUCUUGUUUCUGUUACUGGGUCCAGCUGGCAAGGCACCACAGUACCAUGAAAUCGGAAGAUCAAUAGCAACGCUUAUGACUGAUGAUGUUUUCCACGAUGUUGCUUAUAAAGCUAAAGACCGUAAUGAUCUGUUAUCAGGAAUUGAUGAAUUUUUAGACCAAGUGACUGUCCUGCCUCCAGGAGAGUGGGAUCCAUCUAUACGCAUUGAGCCACCAAAAAGUGUUCCUUCCCAGGAGAAAAGGAAGAUACCUAAAUUUCCAAAUGGAUCUACUUCUACAGGAGAGAUUCUCAAACAGGAGAGCCAUCAUGCUGGACCUGAGCUACGGAGGACUGGAAGGCUUUUUGGUGGUUUGAUACUUGACAUCAAAAGGAAAGCACCUUUUUUCUUGAGUGACUUCAAGGAUGCAUUAAGCCUGCAGUGCCUGGCCUCGAUUCUUUUCCUAUACUGUGCCUGUAUGUCUCCUGUAAUCACUUUUGGAGGGCUCCUGGGAGAAGCUACAGAAGGCAGAAUAAGUGCAAUAGAAUCUCUCUUUGGAGCCUCAUUAACUGGGAUUGCCUAUUCUCUGUUUGCUGGGCAACCUCUUACGAUACUGGGGAGCACUGGACCAGUUCUAGUAUUUGAAAAAAUAUUAUUUAAAUUCUGCAAGGACUAUGGGCUUUCCUAUCUUUCCCUGCGAACCAGCAUUGGUCUGUGGACUUCAUUUUUAUGCAUAGUAUUAGUAGCAACUGACGCAAGCAGCCUUGUGUGUUACAUCACUCGAUUUACUGAGGAGGCUUUUGCAGCACUCAUUUGCAUCAUAUUUAUCUAUGAAGCAUUGGAAAAGCUUUUUCAUUUGGGAGAACUUUAUGCCUUCAAUAUGCACAAUGACCUGGAUAAAUUGACUUCAUAUUCAUGUGUGUGUUCUGAGCCUCAGAACCCUAGCAAUGAAACUUUACAGAUGUGGCUGAAGACCAAUACAUCUGUGGAUACUGUAACAUGGACUAACCUCACAGUUUCUGAAUGCAGAAAGUUUCAUGGUGUGUUUCUUGGAUCAGCUUGCGGUCAUCAUGGCCCAUAUAUUCCAGAUGUUCUGUUUUGGUCCGUGAUAUUAUUCUUUACAACAUUUUUCCUCUCCUCUUUUCUCAAGCAGUUUAAGACCAAACGUUAUUUCCCUACUAAGGUGCGCUCUACAAUCAGUGACUUUGCUGUAUUUCUGACCAUAGUGAUCAUGGUUCUGAUUGACUGGCUUGUUGGAGUUCCUUCUGCUAAAUUACAUGUUCCUGAGAAAUUUGAACCCACUCAAAAAGACAGGGGAUGGCUCAUAGAUCCUCUUGGAGGUAAUCCUUGGUGGACACUACUGGUAGCUGCUUUUCCUGCAUUACUCUGUACCAUUCUCAUUUUCAUGGACCAGCAAAUCACAGCAGUAAUCAUAAACAGAAAGGAGCAUAAGUUGAAGAAAGGCUGUGGCUAUCAUCUUGAUCUGCUCAUGGUUGGUGUUAUGCUGGGGAUAUGUUCAAUAAUGGGCUUGCCUUGGUUUGUGGCUGCAACUGUCCUGUCUAUAAGUCACGUCAAUAGCCUAAAAGUAGAAUCUGAAUGCUCUGCCCCAGGAGAGCAACCUAAGUUCUUGGGAAUCCGGGAGCAGCGCGUGACAGGGUUAAUGAUAUUUGUUCUGAUGGGCCUUUCUGUGUUCAUGACCUCUGUUUUGAAGUUUAUUCCAAUGCCAGUUUUGUAUGGUGUCUUUCUUUACAUGGGAGUAUCUUCACUAAGGGGCAUCCAGUUUUUUGACCGUAUAAAAUUGUUUGGAAUGCCUGCCAAACAUCAACCUGAUUUGAUCUACCUCCGUUAUGUGCCACUCUGGAAGGUCCACGUCUUCACAGUUGUUCAGCUCACCUGUCUAGUUCUUUUAUGGGUGAUUAAAGCCUCUGCAGCUGCUGUUGUUUUCCCUAUGAUGGUGCUAGCAUUAGUUUUCAUUCGUAAGCUCAUGGACUUAUGUUUCACCAAACGAGAGCUUAGUUGGCUGGAUGACCUUAUGCCAGAAAGUAAGAAGAAGAAAGAAGAUGAUAAAAAGAAAAAGGCAAAAGAGGAAGCAGAGCGAAUGCUUCAGACAGUGGACAGUGAAACUGUACAUCUUCCAUAUGAAGGAGGAAAUCUCUUACAGAUUCCUGUAAAGGCCCUAAAAUACAGCAUUGAUCCCUCAGUUGUAAACAUAUCAGACGAAAUGGCCAAAACUGCACAAUGGAAGGCUCUUGCCAUGAAUACUGAGAAUGCCAAAGUAACCAGAGCUAACCUGAGCCCUGAGAAACCAGAAAGUGUGAAAAUAAGCAUGGAAGAUUCACCUGUAAUGAAGUAUGUGGAUGCUGAAACAUCAUUAUAGAACGAAAUCAAGGGGAAUUAUAUAUGUGUGUGUUUGUAUAUGUAUAUAUGACUGUAGGAUAUCAGACCAUUGAAUGGUGAUUUCCAUGUUUCUUUAAGAAGUAUCACGUGGACUGCAGUUAUUAGCACUGUAGAUACUAUACGUGUAUAAUGAGAUGUUCAUACAAGUAAGAUGGGUGGUGAUCACGCCUCAAAUAUUUAUUUUAUUGGAAAUUUUAUUUUCAUUUUUUAAAUAGGAAGAUUGAAAUGAAUGCAUAUUCUUUUUAGUAAUCAAUAUGUGCAUAAAUGUCAAAUCAGCUUUUGCUGAUAAUUAUUGGUCCACAUUACUUAGUAUGUUGUAAUACGUCUCUGUUGUAACUUCUUCUGCUACAGAAUUUUGUUUUCAGUGCAGGCAAUUACAUUUGAGAUUUUUUGCAGGGAAAGCACAGAUUGUCAGUUUCCAUAGAACAAAUGUUAAUGUGCCAUUACAUAAACUGCAUAUAUGACUUUUCUCCACUAUAUGAUGAUGAUCUUUCUGGAUUCUUUGAUUCAUAUUUCAUGGCAUUGGCCUUUCAGCCAUAAACUGAUACGUGACGUAGUCCUUAAAAUAUAUAUAAUGCUGUACCAUCCCCUUGUAAAAAAAAAUCUAUUCUUCAAAUCCUAUUAGAUUACUCAAUAGCAAUACGGGUCCUCUUUAAAUGUAGUUUUAAUCUCAAAUCAGUAUUUGAUAUUUCUGGAACCUCAAUGUUUAAGUAAUGUAAAAUGGAUCUCCAACAGAAAUAAUUUAGUAUGUAUUUGAUUUGGUUGAUAACUAUUUAUUAGAGCUCAUUACAUUAUCGUCUUGAACUCUUAGAGAGAUGUUUUCCUCUCCCUGUGCAUGCAUAACUUCUGUUGACUUUAAUGGAAGACGCCACAUUCUCAGGAGACUGGAGCCUUUCCAGCAUCUCUUGUCCUCAUCAGAAUGUCUUUUUCUUGAAUCAGGCUUAAUUCUUUUUUUUAAUGUAUAAAGUAUUUGACUAAGUUAUCAGCAGUUGGUUAGAAUUCUGAAAUAGCUUUAUGACCAGUAUUUUAUGGAUUACAAAUUACCUUGGGUUUUGUGUUUACAGUUAUGAUCCUUUCCAUUGUAAAGGGCAUAUUUGGUAGCAUAUUAACCUUAAUUUUUAAAAAAAGUUUUAUUUAUUUUAAUUGGUAUGAAUCUUAAUGCUGUGUAAAAUAAAUCUGAAAAAGUUAAUAUUUGUAUACUAAAGUAAAUUUGAUUUAUUGGGGCCCUUGGACAUUUAGAUAUUUCACUGAGAAUGCAGUUGUUGUGUUCCAAGUUAUUGUACUGGUAUCUCCAAUCCCUGCAAUGUUCAGUGUGAGCAUUUGUAUUUGAGGAAAUGUUAAAAUUUUAUGUCAAGAUCAAAAUCUUGAUCACUUACCUGUUUUCACUGUUGAUGUUAUUUGCCUUAUUCUUUGGGUUUUUUGGUGUUACUUUAUUUUCUCAAAUGAUUUAUCUAAAUUUUGAGCUGCUAACAGCAUUUGUUAGGCUCCUAAUAGUUUUAAGUACAAACUACAUAUAUUAAAAAUAGAGGGCACUAUUUUCAAAAGCACUCACCUUUGGCUUAAUUCUGCUGCUCCCUUUGAAGUUAAUGAGAGUUUUAUGCUUAAACUCUCAUUAACUUCAAAGAGAGCAAAGUUAAGCCAAGGCAAUGUUUUUGAAAGUACCACUCAACAUGGAGUUGGGUGCUGUCAAUUUGGGGUGAGGAUCAUUUUGCAAUAAAACUAAAAACAGUAAUUGGGUAUGGUGGAAAUAUUGCUAGUGGCAUUAAAGUUAUAUUAAAAAGUUAAACUUGACAUACAUUACCAUCCCCUUUAAUUGUAAUCAUGAUAUAGUAAAAUGGUGCUGAUGUGGUUAGGCUGAAUUCCAGGGGAAAAAAUAAGUUUUUUGACCCAAACAACAAUACAAAGCAGUAUGAGUAACGCUGUGGAAACUGACAUCACAACAAUGGCUGAAGUCUGAGCAAAAUCAAAUAAGGUCUGCACUAUCAAUUUGACUAAUAUUGAGUCAGACACAGUAUAGGUAUUGCUUCAUUCCUGGGUGUUUGUAUGGCCUGUUUCUUAGCCUGAAGAUAUGCUCCUUCAAGGAAUAUGUUUUUUCCUCUGGUUGAAAUAAGAUGUACACUAGAAUUAUGGCUGUCUCUCCCAAAUACUCCUCAAACCUCACAAACAAUGAAGUCCAUGUCUGCAAGUCAACUCUUGACUGUUAAGUAUCUUCUUUCUGAUACAGUCAAGAAAGAGAAUAAAAACUCCUCUGCCAGUGUAUGUAGCAUUAUCCACAGUGCUUUUUUACUUACUGGUCAUCCUUUAGCAUUUUAUUCUUCCAUGUCCACAGCUGCACAACAAUUUCCAAAGACCCAAAACCGACAUCACAGAUUUUGAGAUUUUUUAACCCUUUAAUGCCAGAGUUUAGGGUCUCAUGACACUGAACAUUUUGCAUCUGGUUUCCAUUGCCAAAGGGUUAAUAAGUUUUGGCUACUUUACAGGAAGUGGGUAUUUUUCUAUUUAAAGUAAAAAUUUGAAAUCUUAGAAUCACAGUAUUCCAUGGAUUCUGUUGAAUAAUGUAAAUAAUUAAUCAGUGCCAGAAUUACCAUAACUUGCAAAGUUGUUUACAUUUUGUUCCAAUGUUCUUGGUUAAUAAUGUGUUUAUAUUCUCACUUCUUUUUAACCACUGGACAUCAGAAUCAGACCUGG